UUUUCGAAAAAUCCACAAAGUGUGAUCGGAAAUGUGAAGCAGCCGGUGACAUUAGAAUGUGAAAUAGACAGCUAUCCCGCUGCAAAAAUCACAUGGUAUCUAGGUGAUAAUCCAGUUACCAAGCCAACCGUUACCAUGGUUUCAAGAACCCUUUCCACCGUUAAAAUAGAUAGCGUUAGUUAUAGCGAUGAAGGAAGUUACAGUUGCUUAGCAACGAACACCAUGUUAAAUCAAAAUGUGCGAAGUUCAGCAGCAACACUGACUGUCCAGGGUCAGCCGGAGAUAUUGAAGUCUCCAGUGUCAUCAAGUGCGCCUUUGGGAACACCUGUGUUAUUUGAUUGUGAAGCUGCCGGAAGACCUUCCCCAACAGUCACCUGGUAUUUUACCAAGACUGGGAGUUUACCAGCGGACAGAGUCAGCUAUCCUGAUGCCAAUAAAAUGAUUCUUAGUAAUGUGGGCGGAAGCGAUAGGGGGACCUAUAUAUGUAAGGCUGAAAAUACUCAAGGCAGCAUAACAAAAUCCUCAAAACUAACCGUCCAAGUCCGUCCAAGUUUCACUGUAACACCAACAACAGUAACUGUAGUUGAAGGAGAGAAGGCUACCCUAGCAUGUCAAGCAGUUGGUAAUCCUCAACCAACCUUAUCUUGGAAGACGCCAGUGAAAGGUAAUUUUGAUCUUACAUUGGACCCAAUUUUCUAUUGUAAACAAAUCAACAAACGGUGCAUAAUCACUGCUGAUGGAACAUUAACAAUAGAGCAACCGGAGGUGAAGCAUCAUGGUCUUUAUGUAUGUACAGCUACUAAUACAGUUGGGUCGCAAUCAGUGACCGCACAACUUAACGUUCAAGGUCCUCCUGUAUUCGUUCGACCACCAGUAAGUCAGAUGGCUAAAGCCGGUGAUGCCAGUGUAACUAUACCAUGUCGGACAAUCGGUUAUCCUAAACCUACCAUUAGUUGGUACAGAUUUGCAGUAUCAAAUAAACUAACCACCAACAGCAAAUAUGAGAUCACUGCUGAAGGAGACUUGGUCAUCAAGAACAUCGUGGUUGGAGAUAAAGCGGAAUAUGUUUGUUAUGCUAACAAUGGCUAUGAAAAAAUUAGAACUGCUUCUGUGAAUGUUGUUGGUAGGUCAAGUAUAAAUUACAUUGCCAAAAUAAAUCGGAUUUCCCAUCAGCCUGGUCGGCCAACAGCACCUCAAAUAAUAAAGAUCGAAGCAAGGGAGGUAACUCUCACAUGGACAGAUGGACAAGUGUCCGAUCUACCAGUACUAAAGUAUAACCUAGAGAAAAGAGUUGGUAAAGUUGUUGGAUGGAAACCUUCGAAUAUGACGACCACAGACCAACAAUAUGUCUACAAAGCCCUUGAUUUACUUCCGUACACGUCCUAUAUUUUUCGAGUCAGUAUCACAAACGUUUUGACCACUGGUGAAAUCAGUGAAGAGUCAGUCAGAAUAGAGUCUCUAGCUGAUGGUAAGAAAGAGUAUAUUCAACGAUUAAACACGACCGUAACGCAAUCCAAGUUAAUCAUAAGGCAUUUGGGGGUCUGGGUGGUUUUGUCGAUUGGAUUAUCUUGUAUUGAGUGUCAUUCAACAAGAGUGUCGGAUAAUAAUAUAUGA
Molecule: messenger RNA, 1614 nt
Organism: Lottia gigantea (owl limpet)
Lineage: Eukaryota; Metazoa; Mollusca; Gastropoda; Lottiidae
Exons: 6
Biological process (GO): homophilic cell-cell adhesion; axon guidance; dendrite self-avoidance
Cellular component (GO): plasma membrane; axon
Molecular function (GO): cell-cell adhesion mediator activity
Source: RefSeq, a predicted model, not a curated record